This is a messenger RNA of Aplysia californica (California sea hare), 584 nucleotides long. Its product is annotated as matrilin-3. The record is from RefSeq and is a predicted model, not a curated record. Lineage: Eukaryota; Metazoa; Mollusca; Gastropoda; Aplysiida; Aplysiidae.
AUGCUGUCCCUGCAUGCCUCAAUCAUCAUCUCUCUAUCUGCACGACUGACAUUCCUCUUUGACGUGUCACGACCGACAUUCCACUCUGACCUGUCACUACUGAAGUGUGUGUGUUUCCCAGGCGAGCCGUGCCGGGCGCCCCUUGACCUCCUCUUUGUGGUGGACUCCUCGGGCAGUCUGGGCCAGGACAACUUCAACAAAGAGCUGGCGUUCGUGGAGAAGAUUAUAAGCCGUGAAAAACGUGCCGUACCCUCGCGGAGUCACCAUGACCCAUCUGGCCCUGGAGUCUGCCAUGAACGACUAUUACAUCUCCACUUGUGGAGCCAGGCCAAACGCUGCCAAGGUCACGGUCGUGGUCACUGACGGAAUGUCCACUUAUCCGGAGAGCACGAAAGCUGCCGCCCCCGCCCUACACGCGACUGGGGUCAAGGUCGUCAGCAUCGGAAUUGGUUCCGGGGUCAGCCAGGACGAGCUGAAGAUCAUCGCGAGUAGCGGGGACCUGGUGUUCAGCGCCAACAACUUUGACGUGCUGGAUGCUAUAGAGAAGGAGGUCUCGGCCACAGCCUGUGAGGCCGCCACUUCAC